This is a messenger RNA of Heteronotia binoei (common prickly gecko), 331 nucleotides long. Its product is annotated as claw keratin-like. Bases 20 to 331 code for a protein of 103 amino acids. The record is from RefSeq and is a predicted model, not a curated record. Gene Ontology annotation, molecular function: structural constituent of cytoskeleton. Gene Ontology annotation, cellular component: intermediate filament. NCBI's taxonomy places the organism in Eukaryota, Metazoa, Chordata, Lepidosauria, Squamata, Gekkonidae. The transcript has a single exon.
CUAACGCCAGUGCUCAAAGAUGGCCCUCUGCGACUACGGCUGCAACUCGCUCUGCGGCAUCAACACAGCUUGCGUCUCCCAAAUCCCACCCUCGGAAGUCAUCGUCCAGCCUCCGCCUUUCUGCAUUACCAUCCCAGGACCAAUCAUCGCUGCCAGCCCUGAACCGGUGGCUGUAGCAGCAAACAACCCCUGUGCCACCCCUGGCUACGAGCCUUGCGGUUACGGUGGCUACGGCGCCUCCCGUGGCUAUGGGUACGGAUCCAGAAGAUGGGGUUACAACUCUGCAUGCUCCUAUCCCUAUGGCCGUUAUGGCUGCAAAGAUGGUUGUUAA